Messenger RNA from Alternaria ventricosa, 5640 nucleotides. RefSeq lists its product as uncharacterized. The record is from RefSeq and is a predicted model, not a curated record. The transcript has a single exon. NCBI's taxonomy places the organism in Eukaryota, Fungi, Ascomycota, Dothideomycetes, Pleosporales, Pleosporaceae. Bases 1 to 5640 code for a protein of 1879 amino acids.
AUGCGCGCUCACUAUCUCGUCGUUGGCUUGCUCGGUCUCGCCGGCCUUGCCUUCGCCGCUCCUACUCCCGAGGCCACUGCCGUCUCCCUCAUCGCGACUUCCCAGCCUUCCUCGAUCGCCACACCCGACUUCCUUCCCCGCUGCAACAUGGCUGAGCCCGCCAACCAGUGGCUCAUGACCAUCUGCGGCAGCCACGGCUCCGCUUCCACCAUCCCCAACACCUGGCCUGGCGUCUGCGGUGUACUCACUGGCGGCGUUGCGUACGAGGUCACUUCCACGGCUCAGGUCCCUGAGCUCAUGUGUAAAUUCUACGAUGACAGCGACCUCUGCAACAGCGACUUUCUCGUCGCUACGUUCCAGCAUCAUGAACAAAUCCCCGAGCAUCUUGGGAAGAGGAUCAAGUAUGUUCAGUGUGGUGCAUUGCCGACUUUAUCAGGCAGUGGUGGGCUUGAGGUGAGGGCUAAUGAUGCUUCUCCGGUCCUGGAAGCAGAAGACAUCAAGCACGCCGAGGCAGAUGACGCUCUUCCUCUCCAUGACCUCAACCCCACCCAACCCGAAGACACUUCAUCUUGGUCCCCAUCCCCCUGUAUGAACCCCGGAUCGGACUACUACUUCUUGAUCGUCUGCGGCGGUGGCAACGCCAACUGGAUCCCCAACAAUUGGAUGAACGCGUGUGUGCGGCUGUCCGAUACCGUUGGGCAACACGUCGGCACUGUUAUUCAGAACGCGCACAUCAUGUGCAAGUAUUACGACGACAGUAACGAGUGCGAUGGCAACUUUGAAGCGUACUCCGACAAUACUUCAAAGGACAUCGAGAUCUUUUCGUAUCCACCCCAGGUCGGAAACAAGCUCAAGUAUGUUAAGUGCCAGAAGGGUGAGUGGCGCAGGGGUGUUGCAUCUUCCUCCGCCUGUAUGAACCCCGAUGCGAGCCACUACUUCCUGUCUAUCUGCGGCGGUGGUAAUGCCAAUAACAUCCCCAACGGGUGGAUGAACCAGUGUGUGUCGCUGACCGAUAACGUUGGGUACCACGUCGAAACUAUGACUCAGAAUGCGCGCAUUCAGUGCAAGUACUACGACGACAGCAACGCGUGCAAUGGCAACAUCGAAGGGACCUCCAUUACUUACGAGAAAGAGGAGAGCUUUACGAUUGAUCCUGAGGUUGGAAAGCGGAUCAAGUAUGUCAUGUGCACGAUUGGUCAGUGGCGCAGGGACGUUGGUGAGAUUGAAGCUCGAGAGGCCGAUGCUCCUUCCGAGUCACCGGAGAAAAUCAUCGACGCCAAAUUCGCAAAGAAAGCCUGGGCCUGCCAGGAACCUCUCCCAGGCAUAGCCUACCAGGUACUGCUAGUCUGCUCUCAAGCCUACGCCCAACAGAUCCCGGAAAUUCACAAGACAGACUGUAUGAGGCUGGCAGACCCAGUUGCGCUUCACGUCGACAGUUUCCUACAAGACGCGAAUAUGACCUGCGACUUCUACGACAGUAGCAACGGAUGCUCCGGCAAACAGAUUUUCCACUCCACGACACGGGAAGAACAAUAUCGUUUCGAUAUUGAUUCGAAGUGGGGAACUUGGAUCAAGCAUGUGAGGUGUCGCUGGGACGAUACGUGGUACCAGACUGGUGGGAUUGAAGCUCGAGAGGUCGAUGCUUCUUCCUCUUUGGAGGUUUUGGUCGCUCUGGAAAUCGUAGUCGCUCCAGACACCGACGCCUCUCCAGACGCCGACGUUUCACCAGACUGGGCCUGCGUGAACCCGGGCCCGGAUAAUCAAUACUUGGUUGUCUGCGGCCAUGGCGCAGGCCAACUCAUGACCAAUAAGCUCUUGGGUGCCUGCCUGGAGCUAAACGCAGGUGUCACGCAUAACGUCGAUUCCUUCCUUCAAGAUUCAGGUCUGAUGUGUAGGUUCUACAAUGACCCCCACUUGGACUGCAAGGGCGAACCCAUCUACAUCGCUCAAACUCUGAAUAAGCAACACAUUUUCAAUAUCGAUGCGAAGUACGGGACUAGGUUCAAGUAUGUUCAGUGUUAUAAGGGCGACCACCGGCGGAGCGACGUUCCUGGGAUCGAAGCUCGAGAGGCAGAUACGUCUCUCGAGGCGCCAUCUAUCGCGGCCGAAGAACCGUCGGGGCCCAUCGCACGACUCAUCAGCGACACCGGCCACACCUUCGAGUAUCAAGAGAACUUCGCUGGGCUCUGCAUCAAACUCCGCGACGGGGUCUCUCGUCAUUUGACGUACAUAGCCUUAGUCGACCAUACCCUCUGCAGGUUCUACGAGAGCGGCUGCGGUAUCAAGCCUCUCUUCAUUGCAAAGAGCGAGACCCCCUAUACCAGGAUCGCUGUGCCUUUGGAUGUCAGCAAGAAACUCACUCACGCUGUCUGUGGGCCUUCGAAUGCCCCCCACAAUGAGAUCGAUGCGCGAGCCGAUGCUAUUUCUCUCGAAGCGACGUCUAUCGCGAUCGAAAGCGCGACCGAGACGACUACGAACGCCAACUUGCGGACCGUCGCGACUGUCUUUGCCGAAAACGGUGGACCUCUUCUCGUCCGGGAGAACUACAUCAAUUACUGCAUCAAACUCAACUCUACAACGGCUUACCACGUCACCCGCGCGGCUGUCAUUGGUAACAUUGCCUGCAGGUUCUCCGAGUACGGUUGUCUGAAUGACCCUCUUCUCGUCGUCGGAGCCGAUCACUAUGUCGAUGAACCGGUACCAUCUGACCUUGGCAAGAGGAUUACUCACGUUAUCUGUGAACACCAGGCUCCUCGCACUGAGAUCGAGGCGCGAGCGGAUGCUACAUCUCUUGAAGCGAGCCCGGCGGCCGCUUCAGCAACAAUCAUAGCGAGGAUCUACAGCAGCACAAGCAACAUGGCUGUUCUCAGCGACAACGACAAAGCCUGCGUUCGGUUCAAAGACGAUAUGUCCCAUGAUGUUACCAAGGUAGAAAUGGGAGCUCACACUUUCUGCGUGUUCUACAACAACGCUUGCAGUCGAGCCAAAGACCCCGUCUUCACCGCUUCGACCACGGAGGGGUACUUCAGUCGAAACGUGCCAGCAGAUGCUUCCAAGGAGAUUACCCACGUCAUUUGCGGAUUCAAACACCAUGAUGCGAUGGAGACACGAGCGGAUGCUACAACGGCAUCUUCGGGAACCCUUGCACAAAUUUUCAGCAGCACAAGCUACACGUCUGUCCACGACAGCCGAGCCUGCGUUACGUUAGGAGACUAUGUUUCCCGUGAUGUUACCAAGGUAACUGUUGGAGCUCACACUCUCUGUGUGUUCUACGACAACGAUUGCACCCUAGCCAAAUACCCCGUCUUCAGCGUUUCGACCGAUAAGGAGCAGUUCACUACUCGAGACGUGCCAGCGGAUGUUGGCAAGAAGAUCACCCACGUCCUUUGCGGGAAGAAAGACGGUUGGGCCAACGUCGAAGCGCGAGCGGAUGAUACAUCUCUCGAAACAACAGCCCAGAAGACGAAGAUGGCCCGAGUCUUCGGCGAUACAGCCGACUUGUACAUCUAUGACGACAACGAUGCGGACUGCGUUGCGCUCAGCAAGCAUGUGGCUAAUGACGUUGUCGGAGUACAGCUAGAAGCCGGUAUUCUCUGCGUGUUUUACACCAAUGCCUGCAAUAUAGCCAAGUUCCCGAUUUUCCGCGCUUCGAAUUCUGGGCCCGGUACCUUGCAUGUGGAUAUCCCGGGGUAUACUGGCCGCGACAUCUCGCACGUCGCUUGCGGGAAGAAGCAUACUCUUGAUGCUGAAAUCGAUGCGUGGGCGGCUACUACACUGGUUAUCGAUGCGCGAGCGGAAACUUCACCCACUAUCAAUGCGCAGGCGGUUACUACACCCAUUGUCGACGCCACGGCACUGACGACUCUACACUUGGAUGGUCCAGAAAUUGCCAGGGUAUUCAGCAAGACUGCCAUGUUUGGUAUUAAAGAUGAAGACGCCAAUACCUGCAUCCCACUUGGCGACUCCAUUGCGAAUGAUCUUUUCGCCGUGGCCGUACACGAAAACGUCCUCUGCAGGUUCUGGAAGGACAGCUGCAAUGUAGCCAAGGGUCCUCUGUACCAGCUUCACUCGAACAAGGGGGAUGUUGCUUCUAAAGUGCCUUCCGACGUUGGCAAGCAGCUUACUCAUUUCAUGUGCAUGCGUACUGAGCCCCAAGCUGCAAUCUUUACGCCAGAAGCACUAGAGACGAUGGCUGACAUUGGAUACAUGGCCUUUUUCUUCAGCAGCACCUCCCAGCUUGGUAUCAACGAUUGGGACGCCAAGAAGUGCAUCCCGCUUGGCGACUCUGUUGCGCAUGAUCUCUUCGCUGUGGCUGUCCCCCAGAACGUCUCCUGCUCGUUCUACAAGGACGGCUGCGAUGUAUCCAAGAGCCCCAUUUUCCUUGUUGCGUCGGGCCAGGGGGGUGGUGGUGUCCACGAUGUGCCCUCGGAGAUUGGCAAGAGGCUUACUCACGUCAUUUGUAUGCGUGUGUAUACACAGCCCCACGCCGAGAUCAUUGCGCGAGAGGAAGUUUCACCGUCCAAUGUAGCUCUCAUCACUUCCGCGGCCUCGACAGGCAACACACCGGAUCCAGCUACCGACAUGACAAUUACCCAGACCGAAUACCCCAGGGACGGGUACAGCCCCGUAGACCUCGCAGUCGGCAGCCUUUUCACCUGCUCGUAUGAGCAAACCGAUAGCUGCUGGAUCAUGGAUGCACUCAACGAUUGCUUAGAAUUCCCUUCGAACACCGCGCACAACGUCAUGAUCCUCGAGCAGGCUAAGGGGUCGUAUUGUUGGUACUACAACAAGCCUGGGUGCAAGGAUAGUGAUGAGGUUUUCCAUCACACAUCGGCGCCAGACAAUCCGAGUGCAUUUAUUGGGACCUACUUCAAGGAUCUCGCGAGUGUGGUGUGCGGAGGUCCCGGUGUGACAUCUGAGAUGGAAGUCAUUCCCCACGACCAUCGUAUCGAAAAGAUCACCAACAUUGACUCGCGCAUCUACGCCAACCAUAUCAGCAAGCGCGACUCUCUCCCCACGGACUCGCCACCCGCAUGGACACUCCCUAGAGCCAUCCGGGUAGGCGAAGUGUUCGCCUGCUCCGAAGACCAUGCCUCCGGCUGCUGGUACAUCAACGCCCAAAAUAAAUGCACGAAUUUUCCGGCCCAGGUCGCCCAUAAGUCCCAGUUCAUCAUGCAAGCCAAGGGUACAUGGUGCAAGUAUUACCUUGAAGCCGGCUGCUCGCACGAAGCGUGGCAGUACGUAUCGACUCCCACGGAUCACACUACGUUUGGGGUCAAGACCAACUUGGUUGCGAGCGUGGAGUGUCAAGCUUCUAAGGUGACUGCGAACGAGGUCACCAAGCGCGACUGGCCCCCAGGCUCAACAACAGUCUGCCACCAAGCGCACUACCAGUUCUGCACCGACAACGCCAUCAACGCUAUUCAGCAGUGCGCCAACUUUGCUCCUGCGGAUCAGGGCCCGGUCUCGAUUAUUCAGUAUGGCGGCGCGUACUGUAAGUGGUACCGCGACUUUGGCUGUGGAGGUGGAGAGGACAAGUCGCCCAUGAGCAUUGAUUCAAGGGGUGGAGAGCAGUGGGUUGAUGACUUGGGUGUGGAGGAUAGGUUCAAGAGCGUCAAGUGUGAGACGUAUCAGUGGUAG